AUAAAAAAUAGCUGAUGCCCCCACAGAGUCAAAGAAGGUCUUAACUGCAGAGCCUUCACUGACCAGCAGCACAGUGGAACGUGGAGAUGAGUGGGAUGCCCCACUGCUGCAGGAGAACCCACAACCCUCAACACCAGAGGAGUCUAACUUCAGUCCGAGUGCUGAGGUCCCGGGACCCUCUCAAACAAGCGCAGAUCUGGACAAUAAUAACCGGAACUACUGUUUGGUUCAGACAGACUUCAAGAUGCCAGAGAUAAAAGAAGAGCAGGAGGAACUUUGGGAUGACAGUCAAACACAGGAGAUGGCUUUUCCUUCUCCGACAAUUGUGAAAAGCGAGCAAGAUCAGCUGGAGGCACAAGUAUCAUGUGAAAUGCAGCCAGUUUCUUCAGACUGCUCUUCAGCUCAGAGUGAGACCCAUGACAGUGAUGAGGAGUGGGUGAACAGCAACAGAAAACACACAAUGAAACAGAAAGAAAAGAUAUUGCAAGGACAAAGUGGCAGCGUUAAUGAGGAGGACCAAGCAGCUUUGCCCCAUGACAAAAGUUCUGCUAAAAGUGAAAAGGGACGCAGUUUUUGUCAUUUUUGUGGCAAGGGAUUCCAGUACAUUGGCUCUUUGAUGAAGCACAUCAAAACACAUGAGAACAAUUUUGAUUGCACUGUUUGUGGGAUGACAUGCCAGUCUACACAGGACCUAAUAGCUCAUGUCAAAGGUCGUCACAACAAAACCUAUUUUUGUGAUGUUUGUGGUAAGACUUUUGCCAAUAUCCGUUGUCUCCGAUUGCAUGAAAGAAUACACACAGGCAUAAAAGAGUUUGUGUGUCAAGAAUGUGGCAAGACCUUUUACCGAAGAGAGCAUUUGAUUGUGCAUGUGAGGACCCAUUCUGGGGAGAAACCGUAUCACUGUGAUAUUUGUGGAAAAGCAUUCAGUCAGAGCCAGAACCUUACAAUUCAUAAAAGAAGUCAUUCAGGAGAGAAACCGUAUCAAUGCGGCCUGUGUGGCAAACUUUUUAACACGAGCAGUCAUCUUAAAACGCACAUGAGAUACCAUUCAGGUGAAAAACCCUACCCAUGUGAUAUUUGCGGUAAACGUUUUCGCCAAAGUGGACAGAUGACUAGACAUAGGACCACACAUACAGGAGAGAGGCCAUAUGGCUGCCAUGUUUGUGGCUUGAGAUACAGGUUUGCACCUAAUCUGAAAGUUCACCUGCAAACUCAUGAAAAGGCAGCCGCUGAGUGAAAACAGGCAGACCAUCAGAGCUCAAUUACAAAUCAUAUUUACCAGUAAGUUAAAUUCAUUUUGAGGAACCAUUGGAAAAGCUACUUUACUUGUGAAAACACCAUCUAUGAACAUAAUAAAGAAACAUCAUACAUCCCUCUGGGUUUCUCUUUAUAUGACUUAAACUGCUGAAUGUUAAGAUGGUUAACUGAUCCUCACAGAUAAAACCCAGUUUUACUUUUACCAUCAGAGUGCAGAGCAGCAUCUCUGGAGCGGCUCCUUUUGUUACAUUUCAUGUGUAUUUUUGCAUAUUGUUCUGUGUAAUGUCUUCUUUUGGUGAAACCAAAUUUCCACAUUGGGUAAAAUAAAGUCUAUAUCCUGUCAUUCACA
Molecule: messenger RNA, 1606 nt
Organism: Cottoperca gobio
Lineage: Eukaryota; Metazoa; Chordata; Actinopteri; Perciformes; Bovichtidae
Product: zinc finger protein 239-like
Exons: 2
Coding region: 245-1237 (330 amino acids)
Biological process (GO): regulation of transcription by RNA polymerase II
Molecular function (GO): RNA polymerase II cis-regulatory region sequence-specific DNA binding; DNA-binding transcription factor activity, RNA polymerase II-specific
Source: RefSeq, a predicted model, not a curated record